AUGUCAAAUCCGGAUUGUCUGAGUAAAGCUAUAUCCUUGGUAAAAACCGCCAUUGAUCAUGAUAAUGCUGAGCGCUAUGGAGAUGCCUACAAGUAUUAUCAGAAUGCUCUUGACUACUUUAUGAUGGCCUUAAAAUAUGAGAAAAACGAAAAGUCUAAAGAAAUCAUACGAGGAAAGGUUUUAGAGUAUUUGGAUCGCGCGGAGAAACUGAAAACGUUCCUUCAGCAAAAGAGCAACCAGGUAGCCUCAAAGAGUAGUGCUUCUAGCGGUAAUUUGGAAGGAAGCAAUUCUCCGGCCGCUAGUGAUGUUUUAGAUUCAGAAGCUAAAAAACUUCGAGGCGCUCUUACCAGCGCAAUAUUAGUCGAAAAACCCGAUGUUCGUUGGGAAGAUAUAGCUGGUUUGGAAAACGCAAAAGAAGCUUUAAAAGAAACGGUUCUCCUUCCUAUUAAAUUGCCGCAAUUAUUUUCGCGUAAUCGAAAACCUUGGUCCGGAAUUCUUCUCUAUGGUCCUCCCGGAACAGGAAAGUCAUAUUUAGCUAAAGCGGUUGCUACUGAAGCUGGCUCUACAUUCUUUUCCAUUAGUUCAUCCGAUUUGGUGAGUAAAUGGAUGGGUGAGAGUGAAAGGCUUGUUCGACAACUAUUUGAAAUGGCGCGAGAACAAAGGCCUUCCAUCAUUUUUAUUGAUGAAAUUGACUCACUUUGCGGUAGCAGAAGUGAGGGCGAAAGCGAGUCGUCUCGUAGAAUUAAAACAGAGUUUUUAGUCCAAAUGAACGGUGUAGGAAAAGACGAAAGCGGUGUAUUAGUGUUGGGUGCUACCAAUAUUCCUUGGACACUGGAUUCUGCCAUUCGUCGUCGUUUCGAAAAACGAAUUUAUAUCCCAUUGCCUGGCUCAUAUGCUCGGUCUAAAAUGUUUGAACUAAAUGUAGGUGAUAUUCCUUCAGAACUAAAGUCUGGAGACUUCAAAGAACUCGCAAAAAUGACGGAGGGCUACUCUGGUUCAGAUAUAGCUAUUGUUGUUCGAGAUGCUAUAAUGGAGCCUGUGAGAAGAAUUCAUACUGCCACACAUUUUAAAAAGGUCUUUUAUGAGCCUUUGAAACGUACUAUGGUUACUCCUUGUUCGCCGGGAGAUUCAGAAGCUUAUGCAGCUACAUGGAUGGACGUAAAUGGUGGCGACAUCUUAGAACCCCGUCUUACUGUACGUGAUUUCUACAGUGCUGUUAAGAAGGUGAAACCUACCUUGAACGCUGGCGACAUACAAAAGCACAUUCAAUUUACGAAAGACUUUGGCGCUGAAGGCUAA
Molecule: messenger RNA, 1299 nt
Organism: Schizosaccharomyces osmophilus
Lineage: Eukaryota; Fungi; Ascomycota; Schizosaccharomycetes; Schizosaccharomycetales; Schizosaccharomycetaceae
Gene: vps4
Product: AAA family ATPase Vps4
Exons: 4
Coding region: 1-1299 (432 amino acids)
Biological process (GO): vacuole organization; endosomal transport
Molecular function (GO): ATP hydrolysis activity; ATP binding
Source: RefSeq, a predicted model, not a curated record